Molecule: messenger RNA, 657 nt
Organism: Arvicola amphibius (Eurasian water vole)
Lineage: Eukaryota; Metazoa; Chordata; Mammalia; Rodentia; Cricetidae
Gene: Ly6g5b
Product: lymphocyte antigen 6 family member G5B
Cellular component (GO): external side of plasma membrane
Source: RefSeq, a predicted model, not a curated record
AUGGGGACAGGGUCUGGGAGGAAGGGGAAACCGAAUCCAGGAAGGGUGGAGCUGGGGCCCUGGGUGUACUUGAGAGUGAGACCUGGCUCCAUCUCCUUUGUUCCUCUAUGCCAACCCCAAUUGCCGAUGUCUACCUGCCGCUUGUGCCUCUUGGAAGACCCUUCACUCAGCCACAUUUCUGGCUCAGAAAAGGGCACCAUCAGCAGCUCAUCCCGCAUGGUUAGCACCAUCUACCAGGAUGUUAAAGUUUGCUUCCACGCACAGUACGGUUCCUACCGUUGUAAAGAAAAACGCGUCAUCCACCUCUCAGACUCCUGGUGUAAGGCUGACUGCAGCCAGUAUGACUGCUGCAACUCCUGGUCCAGUUCCCAGCUCCAGAGCCCUCGCCUGGGCCCGCCCCUGUCUGAGUCCCAGAUCCACCGGUUCUACCAGGUCCUGAACCUCUCCUUGCUCCCACUUGGUUUCCAUGCUCGAAAGAUGUCUGAGAGCCCAGACCCAUUUACCCCGCCCCUGGAGCUGGGUAUGUCCAUUGCCGACCUACACCAAACACACUUGUUCCUCAACAGUUCGGGACUUAAGGUUCUUCCCCAGACUAGACCCUGGCACGUUCCCCUUCCAGAUUCUGCUCUGCAGUCCUCGAUCCCUGUGGUCUCCUAG